GGAAGUUGAGAAUGAGGUGGGGGGGGGAGAGAGACUGGAGUGGACUAUCCUGGAAAGAGCAUGGCUGCAUGGAAGCUGAAUGAGGGCACUCUGCCCUGCUACCUCAUUUGAACCUGGUAUUAAAGUGUAUACCUUCCAGUUAUCCAUACUUGACUGGUAAUAUAGUCUACUAAGGCUUUAAAGUGUUGGGAAAUACAUUUGUAUAAUAUGUUUGAUACAUCUUUUUUCAAAUGGUUUGUUUUCUUAAAUAACUCAUUUCUAUAACUCAUCUCUAUAACCUACCAUGUGGGAGGACAAGAUGUCCCUAAUCUCACCUGGCAACUGUUUCAGUGUGUAAAACAUGGAGUAAAAGGGCUUAUGUUAUGUAUGUUGGUACAUAUUCCAUUUUGUAUAUCUUUAAGGGCCUUUUAGGCUGCUUGUGAUGUGCAACGUGUGGAUUUUAGUACGAGGUCCUUUCUGUUUGCUGGCCUUACAGAAUCAGGAAGUACAAAAAAAAAAUCCAAAAGUUACUUGUGAAAAUGGCUUGAGGGUUGCAUCUCCUCGUGCUGUGUUUUAUGUAACACGCUUCUUCAGAUCACUUAAAGGUUCUGCAGGUGUCUUUCCCUGUGCCACAAUAUGUUUUCUUGACUAACUGGAUUCCGUGCACAUCUGGACAGUAAAACAGAGAUCACGAUCAGGAACCAGGGAACUAUGCAUCUAGUUCUGUGAGAUCUACACUGGAGAGAUAAUCCUGAAGAUGAGUUCAGGCAACUACCAGUGUUCAGGACUGUGAAGAACAUAAACGUAAACUUUGCUGCUACCUAUAUUGUUAUGUUUGCACAUGUGUGCGUUUCUCCUAAGAAGCCCAGUCAACAAGCCACGUGUAUAACUGGCAUUGAGCCAAAACAUUUAGUCUCAAAAAGCCCGCAAGCAAUAAAAGCUACAUUUAAAGAAAUGCCAUUGGGAGUUGCUUCUGAGGUAAAUGUAAAGGCAAAUGGGGGUAAGCUGAAAGCAGCCAAACAUGAUGUGACAGAGCACCGAGGAAAACAAAGGAAACAUGAAGCCAUAGUUCUUCUGCGGCUCAUAAAUUAAACGUGGGCCUCUAAUGCAGAACGGGAGAAAGGAGAUGAAUAAGAAGUGUUCAGGAAUACUUGUAUAUUUGGUGAGGGACGUGCACUACUAUUUUUUCUAUUUUUAGCAGCAUUAAUGCACAGAGGUGUCCUUUAUAUCACAGGAAAGUGCAGUACACUUCCCUGCUCCUAGAUUUACUGUUGCCAAAUGGCAGAAAGCUCUGCAUGUUGAAAUGCAGUUGGAACAGAAGCCAAGGACUGGAGUUGGAGUCUGGGUCAGGAGGUCCACAUUUUAAUCAAAGAUGCCUUUUGUGUAACUGUUUUUGUCCAUGAGAAGGCACCUGCAAGCUUCCCGGAAUGGUAAAUUUAGUUUAUAAGGCAUGGAAUUUCUUGGUAGAUGUGGAGUCCAGCAGAAGUUAGCACAACUGCAGCCCCCUUUGGGCAUUAUUCAUUUGAUGAUGGUCCCAUAGGUAAGCGGGGGGGGGGGGUGUCCUAUGCCAUUGCCCCUGACAGUGUAUGGUUCCCAGCCCCCAUAACCUACUUUGUGCACGGAUGUCUUCUUAGGGGAAGAUUACACACAUAGAACUUCCUUCAGUCUUUCAUGCAUAGAUGUUGGGAGUGUGGGGCCAGGGAGCCACAUAAUAUCAGGGGUCAGGCCGAUGGGGUGGCAAAGUCACUUCCCCUUCUUUCUGUGAAGCCCUCUACAUGCAAAUGGCUGUGAGUAAGUGCUCUGGUCUUCCCCCCCCUUUUCUAUCCAUCAUGAUUAGUUCCUGGCCUUCCUUCCUAACUUUCAGUGUACACUAUUAAUUUUUAACUCAGUUUUGUGAGUGCUAAUCCAACACUAGAACCUUAUUUCAUGUUAAGAUUAUUUGUCAGUUAAAGUAGCACCUGGUAUCUCUUGUGCGAAGUAUUAUCUGGUUUUGUUGGUCUCUUUAAAGGCAUGUGGGGGGGAGCAGGAUAUCCUUUUUCAGUUAUUCCUUGGCUUUAUGGCAGUACAGGCUCCAGUCUCAGGAUGGAAGUGAAAAGCGUGUUCUGAACUUCUCCAAGCGCACUUUGGCUCACAUAACUGAAGAGGCUCUUAGCUGCUCUUUUGCCGGGUGUCAAAUAAAUAAAUUUGACACUGGGAAAUCUUAAAGCUGAGCAAAGAGGAGCUACAAAAAAGGAAAGGCAAUCCAUGAUUCCGCCAGCCUUCUCUCGUGAGAUUAAAUAAAUGAAAAGUGGAAAACAAGAAAUGUACUUAUUACAAUUGUACCCUGGUCCCCUCCCCCCCCCCUCUGGGGAGUUCAGAAUGGCUUACAUAUGGUUCUCUGUGGACUCUUCCCCACUUAGCUCCAGUAGCUGAACCGAACCACAUCCAUUCAGACUAUCCUCUUUUCAGGAAAUAAUUGCCAACAUUUGCAAGCAAUUAAAACUUUCCUGCAGGACUGCAUAUGAAAUAUAAAACGUAUGCUCUAUGUAGAGAUGUAGGGUUUUUUUAAAAGCAAUAAUUCUAGUAGAGAAUCCAUAGAAAGAUACAAAUCAACAGAAUAAGAGUUUUGGCAUUAGGUUUUAUAGGUUUACUGUGCAUGACAACUGUGUUCACUGUCCUCCCCCCCCCCCUUCACAGCACAAAAAUAGUAUUUGGUAUGCAAGGAUAAAAUCAGCUUUAGGCAGUUUGUUCACCAGUGAAAUAAGUACCUCUUUCCUUUACAUUAAAUCAUUCUGAAUGCAUACAAUUGCUGUUAUUUUCAUUCUAUUGUGUCUGCUUCCUGUUGGUCAAAGGUUAUUAGAAUAGGGUGGUGUAUAACGAGAUGGAAAGCUGACAGGAAGACUUAACGCUGUGCUUAUUUUGAGGUAGACACAACUACUGAAAUGGUCGGGAUUUUGUGGCUGUGCUGAAAACAAAAUGAGGUACUUUUAUUAUCCAGUCUCAAGGUCUUUUUGUACAUAUGCACAGUCCUGUUUUUAAACUUGUUUCAAUGGCAAAUAAAAGCAACUCUGAAGGCAUGGAAGAGGAGAUGGUUUGUUCUCCGCAGUGGUCGACUGACAGGGGAUCCAGAUGUGUUGGAAUACUACAAAAACGACCAUGCCAAGAAACCAAUUCGUAUCAUUGACUUGAACUUGUGUCAACAAGUGGAUGCUGGAUUGACAUUUAACAAAAAAGAAUUUGAAAACAGCUAUAUUUUUGACAUCAACACAAUAGACAGAGUCUUCUACUUGGUUGCCGACAGUGAAGAGGAGAUGAAUAAGUGGGUUCAAUGUAUUUGUGAAAUCUGUGGGUUCAACGCUACUGAAGAAGAUGCUGUGAAGCUACCUGGCAGUUCUCUACAGGCGCCUGCCGAAUUGCCCUCGGCUGUCAACACUUCCCUGCCAUCUGUGCAAGCAGAACCAUCCCUACCUCCUCCGUACCAGCUAAUUAACAUCCCACCAUCAGAGUCUGCCUCAAGUCAAGAAGAUCCACAAGACUACCUGUUACUAAUUAACUGUCAGAGCAAGAAGCCUGAACCCACAAGGUCACAGUCUGACUCAACAAAAACUGCCUCUUCAGAAACAGACUGCAAUGAUAAUGUGCCUUCCCAUAAAACAUCUGUACAGUCGCUGAACAAGCAUGCAGUGAAUGGGUUUUUUCAACAGCAAAGUGUCUAUGACUCUCCCCCGCCGAGAGCUGCCUCCGUAUCUGUGGAUGGCAGCCUUUAUAAUUUGCCAAGGAGUUAUUCGCAUGAUGUUUUACCGAAGCCAUCUCCUUCUGGGACUGAUGCAGAUGGAGAGCAACAUGUUUUCAGUGUUCCACCUGCAGCAUCUUCUCUUGAUGCACAACUGAAGGCUUUCUCUAUUAGUUAUGACAUUCCCCCAACACCUGGAAGCACGUACCAGAUUCCACGAACUUUCCCAGAAGGAACAUUGGCUCAGAGUUCGAAGCUAGAGACUAUUCCAGAUGUCCCUCCACCUCGGCCGCCGAAACCUCACCUUCCUUCAGACCGCUCACCUGUGGAGGUGUGCAGUAUCUCCCGCACUUCCUCAGACACUGAUAGCAGCUACUGCAUCCCUACUGGCGGAAUGCCCCCAUCGCGCAGCAACACAAUUUCCACCAUGGAUUUGAAUAUAUUUCGUAAAGAUAUGGGUUCUCAAGAUUGCUAUUUCAUUCCACGGACAUUUCCAAAUGACAGAUCAAGCUCAUUGGAAGGUUUUCAUAACCACUUUAAAAACAAAAGCCUAUUGACUGUGGGAAGCGUUUCAAGUGAAGAAUUGGAUGAAAAUUAUGUCCCCAUGAACCCAAACUCUCCCCCGCGGCAGCAUUCUAGCAGUUUUACUGAACCUUUCCAGGAAAUGACGAACUAUGUGCCGAUGACUCCUGGCACUUUUGACUUUUCCCUGUUUGGAAUGCAAGUCCCUCCGCCAGCACACAUGGGGUUUAGGUCGAGUCCCAAGACCCCUCCCAGGCGGCCUGUCCCUGUUGCUGAAUGUGAACCACCACCAGUGGAUAGGAACCUCAAGCCAGACAGGAAAGGUCAGAGCCCUAAAAUUUUAAGACCUAAGCCACAUGGUUUAGAGCGAACAGAUUCCCAAACCAUAGGUGAAUUUACUACAAGAAGAAAGGUAAAACCAGCACCACUAGAAAUAAAACCUCUCCCUGAAUGGGAAGAAUUGCCAGCUCCAGUUAGAUCUCCGAUCACCAGAAGUUUUACACGAGAUUCCUCCAGGUUUCCUUUGUCUCCCCGACCAGAUUCAGUCCAUAGCACAACUUCCAGCAGUGAUUCACAUGACAGUGAAGAGAAUUAUGUACCCAUGAAUCCAAAUCAGUCCAGUGAUGAUCCAGCUCUGUUUGGGAGCAGCAGUCUCGAUGGGGGAAGCAGUCCCAUGGUAAAACCUAAAGAUAAGCAAGUGGAAUAUUUAGAUCUGGAUUUAGAUUCUGGAAAAUCUACCCCACCUCGCAAGAAAAAGAGCAGCGGUUCAGGCAGCAGUGUGGCGGAUGAAAGAGUGGAUUAUGUUGUAGUUGACCAGCAGAAAACACUAGCGCUGAAGAGUACGCGGGAAGCUUGGACAGACGGGAGGCAAUCCACAGAAUCUGAAACGCCAGUUAAAAGUGUAAAAUGAAAAAAAAAACCCUCUUGUCAUCCUCCUCAAAUUUAUAAAAAGGGCUGCAGUUAUGCCAUUAACUGAUGGAAGAGUACUGGACAAUUCUUGAAUGAUUCCCCCACCCCCCCACCCCAGUUAUAUGAAAAUCAAUGAGAAAAUACCAUGAGAUAAAACAGUAACCUGUGGCAUCUGGGUAAAUCAUACAAUGUAAAAUAAUGUGUAAAAUAGUAUUGCUUAGGUCCCAGAGAAGUUUUGACCUGAAGUUAACACAUUUGUAGUAUUACAAUGUCUUAUGCACUUUGCCCCCCGUUAAAAUGUUGGUUCAGCUUUCCCCGGCUAAUGUACUUCUAACACCUAUUUCUUCCAACGCUACUAUAUUUUAUAGCAUUCUAGAAAGUAAGCUACUUAUGAUAUAGAAAUCAAGGUCUGAAGUGCAUUUUAACAGCUCAAAAAUGAAUUACAGUGGUACCUCAGUUUAAGGACGCAAUUGGUUCCAGGAAGCCAUUCGCUCCUCGAACUGUACUUAAACGGAGUGCCUCUUCUGCGCGUGUGCGAAGCGCCGAUAGAGCGCUUCUGCGUAUGCGCGUGCCGUGCAGAUCGCUUCUGUGCAUGCGUGCGCUGCGGAACCCGGAAGUAAACACUUCUGGGUCCGCGGAGUACUUUAACUGAAAGUACUCAAACCACAGCGGACUUAAACCGAGGUAUGACUGUAAUAAGAAAUAGUUCCACAAUUUUAAUCUACUUGAAAUGUCAAGAGAUGAUUUGUUAAAUACCUAUGUUUUAUAUUUAAUACAUGCGAAGUAUAUUUGGAAGUCUACAGGUUACCUUCCUAACAGACAUGGCUGUGACUUAAUAGUCAUUAUUGGUUUUAGGAUAUACCCUUCUGUCUUAUGCAAUAUCACACCAAUACUGGAGCUCCUAUUGUAGUUUAAUUUGUGACAGUGUUCAUUGUUCAGUGAGCAAGGAUUCUGCAGGGAGGGAUCUUUCGAACUGAAGAAUUAAACUUCACAUAGUCCUGCAAAUCACUGAUGGGGUGCAGUAACGAGUAACUUUACACUUCAUUUGCAAACCAUUACUUUACAUUAUUUUCAGAAGGUAGGAUCUCUUGAGAUCAGGUACGUACAUAGCACUGUGGUGCUAACACACUUAUCAGGUUUAAACAACAAGUUUUAAGUUUUCUACUUCUACCAAGCCUUAAUAUUGGUUGUCAGUAUGAAAAUUAAAGAGACAGUUUGACAUUCACUGUUUGUAGUACUAGAAAAUACUGUGAUUUUUAUUUUUUAAAGUAGAAUUCAGAUGGAAAUACUAUGAGCGUUAUUCACCGUAUUCACUGUAGACCUGUUGAAAUCAAUGGACUUAAUGUCCAGUGAGCUCAGUGGUUCAACUCUGACUUGGUAGGAUGUCAUCCUAGGUCUUGACACCAUAGUGCUCUUUUAAUGAUCCUUAUUAUGCCUAGUUUCCUGCUUGGCCUUAUAUUUAAAUUCCUAUGCAAUUGAUAUCUCUUAACAUUUUGUGUUGUUGUUUUUAAAAAAGGUGGUAUGUUGAAGUGAUCUCAUUCCCUCUCUCCUUUUUUUAUAAAGUUCUUUCCCCAGGUACAGAGUCCAUAUUGAGUACUUUGUUCUAUUAAUUUUCUACCCCUCCUUCAAAUAGCAGCCUCCCCUAAAUUAGAAACCAAAUUUAGUUGCAAGGAAGAAAAUGUACACCUUAAUCAAUCCAUUAAUCUUGUUAUAAUGGCAAAUUACUAAUUCAUUCUCACACGGAUGCAUUAAAAUAAAUUCUUCUCCAUACCUCUUGAGUUACAAAUGAACAUAGAAAUGCAUUAGUAUCGUUUUAAUGAAUGCUGGCCUUAAUACUGUGCCUAAUUUCCUGUUGUCAUCCCCUCAAUAGUAUGUAAAUUGCCUUUAUUCCUAACAUGGUUUCUUUUUAAAUUAGAAAUAUUUUGAUGUUUUCAAUAUUUUUUUUGUAAAAUAAAAACUAAACACGUUUCAUUCUGAGAUGAAUUUUAAAUAAAUUCAAGUUGUUCUGGUUAA
This is a messenger RNA of Zootoca vivipara (common lizard), 7135 nucleotides long. Lineage: Eukaryota; Metazoa; Chordata; Lepidosauria; Squamata; Lacertidae. The record is from RefSeq and is a predicted model, not a curated record.